Molecule: messenger RNA, 2083 nt
Organism: Drosophila grimshawi
Lineage: Eukaryota; Metazoa; Arthropoda; Insecta; Diptera; Drosophilidae
Product: ubiquitin-conjugating enzyme E2 S
Exons: 3
Coding region: 608-1234 (208 amino acids)
Source: RefSeq, a predicted model, not a curated record
ACGAGGGUUUCUGUAAAUGGGAGACUUGUGUUUUGUUGUUUAGCGUGAAGUGUGUGCACAAUUGACUAGAAAUUGUUUUUUUUUUUUGUUGUUGUGUUUUAAAUGUGUCGCAAAGCCAAUAACAAAAUAAGAGAACAAAACAAUUUCAGUUUUCAACGUAUUCAAACAAUUUCAAAGCAAAGCGUACAUCGCAGCAGACAUAUAAAACGGGCGCACAUUGGAAAAACAGCAGCGAAUACGAAAGCGAAAACAGAGCAAACCGUUUUUUCCCCAAACUCCCCUCGUUCCCCGCCAAUGCACGAGACGCUGACGCGACGCCAGUGAAAAUACAGUUAGAAGCCAAGCCAAUUUUUAAACUUUACGAACGCUGCACGCAAGCACAGCUUCAGGACAUUGGCGCCGUUAUUGCAAAAAGGAAACCAAACCAAAAAUACAAAAAAAAAAUAAUACAAAUAACACCUUGAGACGCAUUCUGAGAAUCGCACACAAGUCAUCGCACACAUCCCCACAAAAAUAUAGACAACAGGCAGACACACACACACACACACACACAACACCAGCAGACACAGACACAGUCAAGCAACAGCAGGCAGCAGCAGAAGCAGCCAUGAGUUCGCAGUACUCGAAUGUGGAGAAUCUGUCGCCGCAGACCAUACGGCAGGUGAUGAAGGAGCUGCAGGACAUGGAAUCGACGCCACCCGAAGGCAUCAAAGUGCUGAUCAAUGAAAGCGAUGUGACCGAUAUACAAGCGCUAAUCGAUGGACCCGCUGGCACACCGUAUGCCGUUGGCAUUUUUCGUGUUAAGCUGACGCUGAGCAAAGAUUUUCCACAAACGCCGCCAAAAGCGUAUUUCCUAACCAAGAUUUUCCAUCCAAAUGUGGCGUCGAACGGUGAGAUAUGCGUGAACACACUGAAAAAGGAUUGGAAACCGGAUCUGGGCAUUAAGCACAUACUGCUAACCAUCAAAUGUCUACUGAUUGUGCCCAAUCCGGAAUCGGCCCUCAACGAGGAGGCUGGCAAAAUGCUGCUCGAACGCUACGAUGACUACUCGCAGCGUGCACGCAUGAUGACAGAGAUACAUGCCCAGCCGGCAAAGUGCGGUGCUGGCGCCAGCGAUGCCAAAGAUGAUGAUGGACCCUCAACAAAGAAGCAUGCGGGCGUCGAUAAGAAGCUGCAGGAUAAGAAGAAGGAGAAGUUGCUCAAGGAGAAGAAGCGCAUGCUCAAGAGAUUAUGAGAGGCAUGAAGCAGAGGCUGUCAGACAGGGCGACUAAAACCACUAAAAAUAUAUACAUAUAUGUAGGAUCAGCAAGGAAUGGAAAUGGAGUGAAUGCAGUUCAGGCAUUGGACGCAGGCAACAAUAACAACAACAGCAGUAGCACUAGCAACAGCAACAACCACAAACAAACAAAUAACAAAAAUUGAUGGAUGUAUCUAAAUAGCCAGCAGCAGGCAUCAAUUUACAGAUGAAAACCAAACGACUCAGCAAACAAACAAAAACUUGGCGACAAAAAAAAAACAGCAUUCAACAAGCAACCUGAAGAUCGAUGAACAAAUGCAAAUGCAAAAAAAAAAAAAAAACAAAGGGAAAGACACACAAAAAAGAAGAGAAACAAAACAACUCCAAAGAAAAAUGCAUCCAGUAACAUAUACAAAACCAUUAUAAUAACAAAUAACAAAAAACAAAAUAAACAACUCAAAAAUCAUUUUGGUUGCCAUCUGUUCAGACAAAACUGAACCGAUAUUUAGAUUGUAGACACAAACAAGCAAAAAACUAAGUAAAAAUUAGAUGUCCUAAUUAAUUUAGUGCGCCCCUUCCUCAAACGAUUAUUGUUUUUUUUUUAAAAGCUCUCGCGCUAUCAUUAGCAUAAUUUAUGUGUAUGUAAUUAGUUUAAAGAUUUGUCCACGCCUUCACACUCACACACGCACAGACACACUCACACACACACACACACAACACCUCUACACACAUUUAUUUUUAGCAGCGAAAACAUCACCAUUGUACCGUUAUGAGAUCUUCUGUUUAAUUAUUUCCAUCAUUUAAACUGUUUAACUUAACAAAUUACUACUGAAUUGUUAUCUUUAA